AUGAAUAGCUUGAUCUCGAGGGAAGGGUUCUCGGAUAGGCCGCCUUGUUGGCAGCUGAAAGACGAGGUCGAACACGAGAGAAUGCAUAAUUUGUUGAUCGAUCGGUGCGAGCAGCUUCAAGAUACGAUCUUCAGCAAAGAGUUGAUAGAACAAGAGCUGUGUCUGACCAAGGACGCCCUGAUAGAGACCACCAGUCAAUUGAGAUCGACUAAUGAGAACUUGCAAAAGCUGCGUACUGCCGCAAGAACCGAGGCAAGAUUCAAGCACCAGCUUAUUCUCACUCUAUGGAACAGACUAAGUGAGACGCAACAGGUAGAAAUCAAGCGCACCAGCAAGAAAAGAAAGUAUGAUGACUUCCUUAGAGGCUGA
This is a messenger RNA of Pyricularia oryzae 70-15, 369 nucleotides long. RefSeq lists its product as uncharacterized. NCBI's taxonomy places the organism in Eukaryota, Fungi, Ascomycota, Sordariomycetes, Magnaporthales, Pyriculariaceae. The transcript has a single exon. The record is from RefSeq and is a predicted model, not a curated record. The coding region runs from base 1 to 369 and encodes 122 amino acids.